Dioscorea cayenensis subsp. rotundata (Guinea yam) is the source of this 1344-nucleotide messenger RNA. Its product is annotated as E3 ubiquitin-protein ligase SIRP1. The transcript has 2 exons. Gene Ontology annotation, biological process: protein ubiquitination. Lineage: Eukaryota; Viridiplantae; Streptophyta; Magnoliopsida; Dioscoreales; Dioscoreaceae. Gene Ontology annotation, molecular function: ubiquitin protein ligase activity. Bases 166 to 1200 code for a protein of 344 amino acids. The record is from RefSeq and is a predicted model, not a curated record. Gene Ontology annotation, cellular component: cytoplasm.
CCCUUGUAUCCAUGUAUUUAAACCCUUGUUCAUAUGCGAACUCUGAGAAAAAGAUUUGAUUUUGCUGAGUGAUUUCAUAUUUCUGUGUCUUUUCUGCAGGAACUCAUCAUCUUUUUCUGAUAAAAGAGGGUGAAAAAGGGGGGAGGGCAACAAGAAUUUAGAGGAAUGGAUGAGAAUUGGAGUUCAAGGUAUUGGUGUCAUAUGUGCUCACAAAUGGUGAGCCCAAUCAUGGGGAUGGAAAUCAAGUGUCCUUAUUGUGAUAGUGGUUUUGUAGAAGAGAUGCAAUCAAGGGGAAAUAUCAGUGAUGCUAACACUGAAUUAGGCUCAGAUAGAGAUAGAGCUCUAUCUUUAUGGGCUCCGAUACUUUUCAGACUUAUGAACAACCAGUAUCGGCAUCGGCGUGCUCGUAGAGAAGGUGGUGAGGAAGAAGAAGGAAGCCAUGAGAAUGAGGAGGAAGAGUUGCAGCCUGUUCUUCGAAGACGGAGGAGGAGCUUGGCGAUAAUUCAAGUGCUUCAAGGUCUCCGGGACGGUGUGAGACCGGAAAGUGAUAUGCCGGAGAGUGAGAAUGAAAGAGAUGGACAAAGAGUCAUACUUCUUAAUCCUUUCAAUCAAGCAAUUGUACUUCAGGGAUCAAUUGAUGGUAAUCAGAGUAAUGAGCAUGAAUUGAGGAACAAUGGCAUUGGUGCAUCAAUAGGGGAUUACUUCAUUGGUUCUGGAUUGGAUGUUUUGUUGCAGCAUUUGGCGGAGAAUGACCCGAGUCAGUACGGGACGCCACCGGCCCAGAAGAAGGCAGUAGAGGCUAUGCCGACGGUGAAGGUAGAGGAGUGUAUGAGUUGUUCGGUUUGUUUGGAGGAUUUGGAAGUAGGAAUGGAAGCUAAGGAGAUGCCUUGCAAGCAUAAGUUUCACAGUAGAUGUAUAUUGCCGUGGCUUGAGCUUCAUAGUUCGUGUCCUGUUUGCAGGUUUCAGAUUCCAGCAGAAGAGUCGAAGAAUGUGAAUGAAGCAGAAAAUGCCAGGAGAGUAGAGAGUGGUACCGGCAGUGGUGGAAACGGGAGGAGGUUUUGGAUCCCGGUACCGUGGCCUUUCAGUGGUUUGUUCUCUACAUCUGGGCAGCAGGGCUCAGGGAAUUCUUCGUCGGCUUCAUCCUCGUCGACAACAAAUGGAAGUAUUAACAACAACAGCUCUAAUGUUGAUGAGAAUUGAGGUUGGGGUGUUCACUGGUUUAAAUUGUUUUGCUUUUAAGUUGAUUGGAACCAUCUUGUACAGUAUUUCAGUUAUUAACUUAUUAUUACUGAAUUUGGGUGCUGGAAGUAUAAACAGAGUAUGCUCUGCUUUGUUUUGAAUUUA